Penicillium manginii is the source of this 1161-nucleotide messenger RNA. RefSeq lists its product as uncharacterized. The record is from RefSeq and is a predicted model, not a curated record. Bases 1 to 1161 code for a protein of 386 amino acids. The transcript has 8 exons. NCBI's taxonomy places the organism in Eukaryota, Fungi, Ascomycota, Eurotiomycetes, Eurotiales, Aspergillaceae.
AUGCGACUGAAUCUCUUUCCGUGGUUAGGUCUUCUGGGUCUUUCUCACCUUGUGGCUGGAAAAGCUCUCGAUGAUGUAUUCAAUGUCAAGAGUGGAACCACCAAAGGAGGAUGUGAUAGCUAUAGGACUGGCCAAGUUAAUGAAAACCUGGAUGCCUAUUUCGAAGAGGCACAGAAAAUCAUCGAAACCGCAUCCAAUGCUUUUGGAAAAUACAAUACGGACGUACAAGUUCAAAAACUUGCCAAGACAUUCUUUGGAAUCACUCCAAAUGCCCAGCAAACCGGAACUGCUUCUAACGCUGAUGCACUUUUGCUCAAACAUGUUCAAGAAUGGUUCGAAGCCCUAGAUACUUAUGCUAAAGGAAACAGCGGCCAGAAAAUCCCGCUUUACUGCAACAGUGAUUGGCUUGAACAGACGACAACAGUGUACGACUCCAGUGGGAAGGCCAAGGCAAAUAUAGUUGUCUCAGAUGACAAGGCCUACGGCAAGACAGAACCAUUGCUCAAAAAGACAUGGGUCGCAUUCUGGUCUGAGGAUCUGAAGGAAUACUACUUUGGUCCUCCAUACAGCAGCAAGCCUCCAACAUACUGUGCAGAUAAAGGAAACAUCGCCGUAGUAACACCCAUGACGACCGGGCAAAACUCUCUCUCUCUCACACUUUGUCCUGACGGCUUUUUCAACAAGGCCAAUGCGCUGGAGGCACUUGACGACUCGAACAGCGAUAUCGGGCAUACUCUCCAAUCACUUGAGACUAGAAGUUUAAGCAUUGUGCAUGAACUAGUCCACGCCUGCAAAGGUCCAGCUGACACGCCUGAUAUUAAUACAUGGGGACCUAAGGCUGCGAUCAAACCGAAGAUUAAGGGCCAGCCGAAUCCUCUUUGGCCGGGAAAUACGGACGACUUUAUAAACAAGAGACGAGUAGCAUAUACCGCGACUGAUGCUAUUCUCACAGCCCAAGCAACAAAUCCCCGGCAGCCGACCGAAAACACCCCAGAAAGCUAUGCAUGGGCUGCAUUGGCGGUCUAUCUUGCUGAGAACGGCGCCAAGAUGGACUACUCGACUGGCCAGGCGAGGCCCAUGGGUGAGCCAUUGACUUCCCCCGCCCCGCCUAGGAAGUUCAGAAAGGACAUUAUGGUGAUAGCGAAGGACUUUAUUGCCUAA